This is a messenger RNA of Tachysurus fulvidraco (yellow catfish), 4518 nucleotides long. RefSeq lists its product as uncharacterized. Bases 1190 to 2149 code for a protein of 319 amino acids. The transcript is spliced from 3 exons. The record is from RefSeq and is a predicted model, not a curated record. Lineage: Eukaryota; Metazoa; Chordata; Actinopteri; Siluriformes; Bagridae. Gene Ontology annotation, molecular function: nucleic acid binding; RNA-DNA hybrid ribonuclease activity.
UGGAAUUCAUGCUGGUUUAUGCUGGAUUUUUCAGCAGGGAAGGGUAUCACGCCAGUAUUUAAUUCACUGCUUGAAGCUGGAGUGAUCGUGCCAUGUGAAACCUCCCCAGUGGGAACACCUAUUUUUCCAGUGAGAAAACCCAGGCCUCUGGGAGAACCAGAGGAGCGACGUUUUGUCCAAGAUUUGCAAGUGGUGAAUGAUGCAGUAAUUCCAAGAGCUCCGAAUGUGCCAAACCCUCACACAUUCUUGUGUCAGAUUCCACCAGAAAGCAAGUGGUUUUCUGUGGUAGACUUAGCUAAUGCUUUUUUCAGUGUACCAGUUCAUCCAGACAGCCAGUUUUGGUUUGCGUUUUCUUUCAAUGGAAAACCGUACAUUUUUACCAGAUUGUGUCAGGGAUAUUGUGAAUCUACAACUAUUUACAAUGAAGCUCUUAAAAACAGUCUUGAAUCUCUGACACUGACCACAGGAUCAGCAAUUAUUCAGUAUAUGGACGAUUGCAUGAUUGCACCACCACCUAAAGAGCAAUGUGAAAAAAGACACUAUUGCGUUACUUUGUCAACUAGCGAAGGAAGGUCACAAGGCGAGCUUAUCAAAGCUGCAGUUUGUAAAACAGCAAGUGAAAUUCUUGGGGCAUCUGAUAUCAGAACAAGGCAAAACUAUUGAGCAGAACAGAGUUGCAGCAAUACAAAACAUUCCAAAGCCUAACACAAAAAAACAACUGAUGUCAUUUCUAGGCAUGUGUUCCUAUUGUCGAACUUUCAUAUCAAACUAUGCAGUCCUCGAAGCACCCUUGAGUGCAAUUGCUCAUGGGAAAUUUCUACAGGCCCACAGUGCACUGACUUGGACACCAGAGGCAGAAAUAGCUUUUGUAGAUUUUAUAAAUGGCUUUACAAACCACCCCAACAUUGGAAAUUCCAGAUCCAAACAAAUUGUUUGUGCAAACAGUUGAUGAAAUAAGUUGUUGUAUGACAUCAGUGCUAUUACAAAAUCAUGGUGGGAAAUUGAGACCAGUAGCCUACUUCUCUGCUAAAUUAGAUUCAGUAGUGGCAGGCUUGCCUAUGUGUUUAAGAGCAGUAGCAGCAGCUGAGAAAGCAGUUAAUGGUUCAAGAGAUAUUGUGGGAUACAAUGAACUAACUCUUUUGGUCCCACAUGCAGUGUCACUUCCUCUUCUUGAACAGAAACAGCACAUAUGUCUGCAGCACGAUGGCUGAGAUAUCACACUAUUUUGCUUGACAUGCCAAAUGUGAAAGUAAAAUGCUGUACUGAAUUAAACCCUGCAACUCUUCUCGCCACAGUAGCAGAUGGAGAACCACACAAUUGUGUUUCAGUUGUAAAUGAAAUUUGCAGUCCUAGGUCUGAUCUGCAGGAGAAACCAUUGCAGAAUCCAGAUCUUGAGUUUUUUGUGAAUGGAUCAUCCUUCAGAGAUCAGAAAACAGGCCACAACUGCGUAGGGUAUGCAGUAGUUACACAACAUGAAACGAUUAAAGCAGAAUCAUUACCAGAGCAUCUUACUGCACAAGCAGCCGAAUUGGUUGCUUUAACAACAGCAUGCAGGUUAGCAAAAGACAAAACUGUCACCAUUUAUACUGACAGUAGAUAUGCAUCUGGGGUAGUACAUGAUUUUGGUACAUUGUGGAAAAACAGAGGUUUCCUGACUUCUUCAGGUAAAGCAAUCAUGCACAAUGGCCUUAUUUCUGAGCUCCUGGAUGCAAUCCUGUUGUCAAAAUCUAUUGCCAUAUCUAAGUGUGAAGCACACACUGGGAAACAUGACCCCAUUUCACAGGGUAAUGUGCAAGCAGAUGCAGCAGCAAAAUCAGCUGCGCAGAAACAGAUUCUUUCAUCAGAGAAUGAUGAAACUUUGUGUAUGUUGAAAGUAUGUACUCCCACAACAGAUCUCAAAGAUCUUCAAUCACAAUCUACAGCCCAAGAAAGAGCCACAUGGAGCAAAGCAGGAGGUGUGGUAAGAGAUGGGGUUUGGUACGGCCCUGAUGACAAGCCAUGUUUGCCAAAGAAAUUGUUUCAGUUCUAUGCUAAAUUGGCGCAUGGGCAAGACCAUAUGGCAAAAGGGGGGAUGUACUGUAUAACAGUGUCUCCAGAUACUGGCACAUUAAGGGCUUUGCAAACUAUUCAUUUUGUGAGAAAUGUAUAGUGUGUGCGACAAACAACAUUGGCUGAGGCGUUAAAGUCUCCCACCCUCCGCCACAGCGACCAUUUGAACCCUUCCGAUGGAUUUUAUUGAAUUGACACCCAGUGAAGGCAAAAAAUACUGUUUGGUGAUAGUGGAUAUGUUCUCUAAGUGGGUGGAAGCUUUCCCCACUUCCAAACAGGAUGCAAGAGCAGUAGCUAAAGCACUCUUGUCUGAAAUUAUCCCUCAUUGGGGAAUCCCUGAGAAAAUCAGUAGUGACAAUGGGACUCCAUUUGUAAACCAAGCACUUCAACGGGUGGGAGAGUACUUAGGUAUACAGUAGAUCUCAGACAACACUGUGCAUACCACCUUGCCAGCGGAGGGGCAGUAGAGCGAGAAAAUGGUACUCUAAAGAAUAAAUUAGCCAAGUGCUGUGAUGAAACAGGUCUAUCAUGGGUAAAGGCCCUGCCCAUUGUAUUAUUAUACAUGAGAACAAGAACUAGAGGGAGAGUGAAUUUAAGCCCGUUUGAGAUACUGUUUGGCAGACCUCCAAAUACAGGAAUUGAGCCUGGACACACACCUAGGUUAACCACAAGCCAAUGUGAAGAUGAAAUGCUGUGUUAUUAUGCAAACCUGUCCUCUGUUUUGUCUCAAAUCCAUAAGCAGGUGAAGGAGGCACUGCCUAAGGUGACACAAACAGAUCUGCACAGUCUCAAACCAGAUGACUGGUGAAGGAUUUGAGGAGGAAAAGCUGGAGGUUCUGGGAGAACUGAUUUAACUGGUACCACUGUAUGUCUACGGACUCUAAUGUGUGUGAUGAAAUGAACAUUCAAGAAUAUUUACCUACAUUGAAUCCAGUGAACUCUUGCUUAUCAAAGUGAAGCACUCAGAGGCUAUCAGGGACAACUAAAGGACCUAAGAGUGGCCAACAAACACCUUAUGAUGUAUAUCCAUUCCCUCCCAUCACAGAGGGACAAAUCGUUAAGAUUGAUGAAAAGAAAUGGGAUUGCAGCGGAUUUCAAUCUCAGUGGAAAAUCUAUUAUCCUUGGUCCUACUGUAUAGGAGUAUGGGGGAAAUCAAAGAUGAAGAGGAAGCCUACUGGUCAACACCACCAUCCUGCUCUCUUUUUAUACAGUAUAUGUUUCAUUUCAAUCAUACUUUGAAGUUAAAUUUACUUAUGCUUCUAAGUGCAUCGAGCUGUGAGGGUAAAUUCAGUGUAAAUUCAACACUGCUGAUACAAUCCAAGGUAGAAAUGAUUGUUCUGCCUCCUCCAACUAGUGACGCCACUCUUCCAUAGUGAGUUUGACGGCCAGUAGCUCACAUUCUCUAAUAGCAUCGUUCUGUUUGGAGGGGCUGAGGCGACCAGAAAAAAAAUGAGGCUUAUUGUCCUUGUGGUUCCUCUGGAACAAGAUAGCUCAUCAAUCAGAUGCAUCAACCUCUACUAAAAACUGACAAAAGGGGUCUGGCAGGCUUAUGAUGUUUGCAGAGAUGAAGAGUUGCAUGAGACACAAGCUUGCUCGGCUUCAGGGUUCCAGGUAUAGGGUCAUAGGGAGGAGGAGAGCUGGUGCAGAGGUCAUGCCAUGGAGCUGUAGCUUGGCGAUCUCUAAGAACUGCUGGAGUUACCUACAUGCCUUCACUUCAAUUUGAUUACUCCCUGGUGCCAGGAUAAAAACCCAGGAAGGUGAUUGUAGAACCAAGAAUCCAUCAUUUCAAUCUUUUCAAAGGAUGUGAGACUUCGGCACAUGGAGUACAUGGAAAGUAAUUUUGUCAACAUAAUGCUCACAACAGUGGAGAACUAGCUAUAUCCCUAAAAGCCAUACAGACUGAUAUAUUUAAACUUCACGCACUAACAUUGAUCAAAAAUAUAUGAAGUUCCUCUCUAAGAGGAAGAAAGACCCAAAUAGAUGAUAUAUCAGGGAUAAAAAUUAGGGAUUGGCUCUGCUGGCUCGCUGGUUGAUGUCGCUCAGAACACUUUGGCCUUGUCAUCGUGACCUGCCAAUAUCCGUUCAUGAGGUCUAGUGUAAAAAUAAACUGGAACCUCGAUAGUAUUAAGGUUGUGGUGUGUGCUCUGCUGUCACACAGAUAAGAAAAAGUUAACACAGACUUCACUUACCAAAAUAUGGGAAUGGGUUCAUCUAUCAAUCUAAGCUGACAUUGUACAGGUGACUUUAAUGCAUUGCAUUCUGCAAAGGUAAACCGGACUGUUGUUUGUAGAAUAUACAGAUGCCAAGCCAAGCCUCCCCAAUGGUCUGUCCUGGGGAAGAAGAGGUUUUAAAUAUUUAUGUUUGUUUUAGGGGAGGAAGCUGUAGGGAAGUUUAAAGGCAGACCUGAAAAAUGGAAAUUAAUCACAUUAAUCACUUAUACUUAUAAUCUACAUCUGCUUGCAGACAUAU